UGUAAGCUCCGCAAGUGUAUAAUGAUUUUUACACCUCAUUUGCCAUGAGUCAACCUUCUACGUGGUGAUUAAAUAUCCCAAAUUCACCAUGUACCCAAGGGUCAUCCUAAAGGAGACGCUGUACAAGAAGUCACAGCAGAAGAGAAGAACAUCACCGUGCAAUUACAAAGAGAGGACAUUCAUACUGAAUACACAGGAUCUGGCUUACUUUGAACAACGUCCCGGGAAAAAGCCAACUCAAAAAGGCUGCAUCGAGCUAUCUCAUAUAAAGUGUGUGGAGAUUGUGCGCAGUGAUGUUCCCAUUCCCUGCGAUUACAAGUAUCCUUUCCAGAUCAUCCAUGACAGCUACUAUCUGUAUGUGUUUGCUCCAGACAACGACUGCAGGUUAAAAUGGGUCAAAGCUUUAAAGGAAGCCAUACAAAAUAACAGCUUAUUCCUGAAAUACCAUCCGGACUUCUGGGUAGAAGGAAAAUGGAGAUGUUGUCAGCAGACAGAGAAGCUGGCGACGGGAUGCAGCGAAUACUAUCCCAAUGGAGCCAAACCUCUUCCGCCAACGCCGGAUCCAUCGCGCCGAUCCUCAGAGCCAGAGGAGAGGAUUGUUGUGGCUUUGAGGAAUUUCACCCCUAAAGAACACACAGAUCUGCCUCUGCAAAAAGAUGAAGAGUAUUUUAUCGUUGAUUGUUCCGAACCCAACUGGUGGACAGUGAAAGACAAAGAUGGAAAUGUUGGUUCAGUGCCAUGCAUAUACGUUACAGAAAAACUAUCAAACAACAUUGAGAAAUUUGAAUGGUACAAUAAGGACAUAAAUCGAACGGAGGCAGAGGACUUAUUAAUGCAAGAGAACAAGGAUGGGGGUUUCAUGGUCCGUAAUUCUAAGCAUGCAGGUGUUUACACUGUGUCCAUAUUCACCAGAGUUUCAGGGUCUAAUGGAGAGAAAUGUCCUCAAGUUAAGCACUACCAGAUCAAAGUACAGAGUGAAGGUGAAAAAGUCUUGUAUUACUUAGCUGAGAAAUAUUUGUUCCCCACCAUUCCAGAGCUCAUCCGCUACCACCAACACAAUCCGGCAGGUUUGAUCACCAGACUGAGGCAUUGUGUGUCUAGAAAUGUUCCACACUCUGCAAGGAUCAAGGAGUUGUCAUCAGAUAAAUGGGAGAUUCACCCUGAUGAAGUAAAAUUAAGUGUGGAACUGGGCAGUGGGCAGUUUGGCUUGGUGUUGAAGGGAAGUUGGCAAGACAGGGAUGUGGCAGUUAAGACGGUUCGUGAGGGAUUUAUGUCAGAGGAGGAAUUCAAAGAAGAAGCACAAGUUAUGAUGAAACUAUCCCACAAUAGGCUGGUGCAGUUGUAUGGUGUGGUCACUCAGCGUUCACCCAUAUACCUGGUAUUCGAAUUCAUGGAAAAUGGCUGCCUUACGGAGUUCUUGCGGGCCAAAAAAGGCAAUCUUUCCCAAGAGGCUCUGCUGGAGAUGUGUUUGGAUGUAAGUGAAGGGAUGGCCUACCUGGAAAGCUCCAACUUUAUCCACAGAGACUUGGCUGCAAGAAACUGUUUGGUUUCUGAAGAUAAUGUGGUGAAGAUAGCAGAUUUCGGAAUGACAAGGUUUGUCCUGGAUGACCAGUAUACAAGUUCUCAUGGAUCCAAAUUUCCAGUCAGGUGGUCUUCUCCAGAGGUGAUCAAAUUUGGGAAGUACAGCAGCAAAUCAGAUGUGUGGUCAUUUGGUGUGUUCAUGUGGGAGGUGUACAGUGAGGGACGCACACCCUACGACAACCGUAGCAAUUCAGAAGUAGUGGAGACCCUAAAUGCAGGACAUAGACUCCUGAAACCACGGCUCUGUCCUCAGAGUGUGUACGGGUUAAUGCAGUGGAGCUGGAAAGAGAAACCUGAGGAUCGACCCUCAUUUGCACUUCUCCUGCAUGAACUGGCCUGCCUUGAUCAAGAACCUUGAUCCUGAUCAUCACACCUUUCUCUUUUUGCUUAAUAAAAGGGAUAGUUCACUUAAAAGGAACACUUUUUAAUGACCUUAUAUCAACGCAAACCUGUUAGCUAUUUAUGGCGGAACAUAAAGGUACGUUUUUGGGAAAAUGUUUGAAUCCUAUGUAAUAAAGUGUAAAAAAUAAUAAUACUUGUAAUGUUCCUCCAGCUACAGCUCAAAUCAAAUAUACAGUAGCCUGUUUAGAGAUGUUGACCUGUCAUUACAAAAAUCAAGCCACCAAAAAUCAACUGUACAGUUUGUAAUGUUUGUAAGGACAAAGUAAUUAAGGAGCGAAUUUCAUUUUUCUGUGUGAACUAUCCCUUUAAAUUGAAAAUACUGUAUAUUGUACAAAUCACAUAUUGUAUUUAUUUUUAUACUUUAUUUAUUUCACAGAUAUAGUUUUAUGCAUGUUUUCUGCAAUCUCAAAUCUGUCCCUUAGGAGGCACACACGAGCCAUGUUUGUUAAAUUUUAAUUUUACACCAGUACAAGUGUGUAAUUACAAUGUUAACUAUUCUAAUUGCAAUGUUUUAAGUAAAAUGUCACAUUUUUAUCUUUGUAGGUUACUGAUUUAUUUAGUAGUGGGUUUGUUUGUGUGCAUAGAGUUUUAUGUGCAAUUUCCAAAUGAUGUGAAUGUUAACAAUACCCUAU
Molecule: messenger RNA, 2615 nt
Organism: Danio aesculapii
Lineage: Eukaryota; Metazoa; Chordata; Actinopteri; Cypriniformes; Danionidae
Gene: itk
Product: IL2 inducible T cell kinase
Exons: 17
Coding region: 89-1939 (616 amino acids)
Biological process (GO): T cell receptor signaling pathway; intracellular signal transduction; B cell receptor signaling pathway
Molecular function (GO): non-membrane spanning protein tyrosine kinase activity; protein binding; ATP binding
Source: RefSeq, a predicted model, not a curated record